AUGACCAAACAGAGCAUGGAGUCCCAGUCGGCUACAAUCAAGCGUCUCGAGACAACCGUUGGGCAGCUCUCCGGGACAUUGAACCAGAUGCAACAACAGCAACAACCAGGGAAGCUCCAUGGACAAGGAUUGCAACCCCACCAAGCCCAAGCUGUCACUGUUCUACGCAGUGGAAAGGUGGUGAACAACAAAGUGGAAGCCCCUGUGGAAGAACCACCCAAGGAAGCCCGCAUGGAAGAGCAAGUAAAGGAGCCGCUGCAGCCAAGAGAGGAGGAGAAGGAGAAAGAGCAGGAGCCCGAAGUGAAGCUCCACAAGGCUACCAAGCCAUAUAAGCCACCGGUCCCCUACCCAAGCCGGUUGAAGAAUGAAAAGCUGGACCAACAGUUCACCGAUUUCUACAACAUGUUGGCAAAGGUGAACGUGAACUUGCCAUUUUUAGACGUGAUCAGGAAUGUCCCAGCUUACUUGAAGUUCUUUAAAGAGUUGGCCUCCAAGAAGAGGAGGUUCGAGGACAACGAGAAGAUUUUGGUGUCCGAGGAGGCCUCGGGGAUGUUAGAUUUGGGGGCUGGAAUCAAUCUAAUGCCUUACUCUAUUCUCAAGCAAUUAGAGUUAGGAAAUUUGAAACCCACUCGUAUGUGCUUGCAAUUAGCCGAUAGGUCGGUGAGGUAUCCUCAUGGGGUAGUUGAAGAUAUCCUUGUUAGAGUGGGUGGUUUGAUUGUACCUGUUGAUUUUGUUGUCUUGGAGAUAUGA
Salvia miltiorrhiza (redroot sage) is the source of this 750-nucleotide messenger RNA. RefSeq lists its product as uncharacterized. NCBI's taxonomy places the organism in Eukaryota, Viridiplantae, Streptophyta, Magnoliopsida, Lamiales, Lamiaceae. The transcript has 2 exons. The record is from RefSeq and is a predicted model, not a curated record. The coding region runs from base 1 to 750 and encodes 249 amino acids.